AUCUAUCUCUUUUACCUUAAAAAUGAACUUAACAUGGUUGCCUUAGCAGGUGAUAUAUGUUAAACCUGGAUAUGAAGCUGACCUUGAUUCACUAGUACAAGACACAAUCCGUCUUACCACCUCAGUAAAAGUACAACUGACUAACCAAGUUUUUUUAUUUGACGAAUAUCAUUAGAACCUUUUGAUACAUUCUUAAAAUCUAUGCUGCAGGAUACUUGUUCGGAGUUGUGUGAGAGAUCAAAUCCUACAUUGCAAUAUAUUGGUGGACAAGAUGCAGGUUCUAGCGGUAAGAGGUGGCCUAGACUCUUGGAACUAAGGAAUGCAUAUCGCGGUUUACAUCCAUAGAGAUCACCUUUAGACAAUUUUAUCAUUUUUUAGAAGUGUAUAAUGCGAAGAAUAUUAGAGCAAGAGGGCUUCAUAUGCUAAUGUUAAGCUGUAAUUUUUUAAGUUCUUUGUUGACUUUAUUCCAUGCCAAUUUCUUUGUAUUUUCAUGCACAUUUUCUAUAUAUUUUGUGGGUUUUAUUUGUGAUGAUGCCGAAAAAAUCACCAGUGAGCCACACGGUUCUCACGUGCUACUGACAAGAACCUGCACAACACAAAAGCUAAAGACCUUAAGAGGAGUAUCGGUGUGGUACCAGCCAAAUACCCUUCGACGGUCAAGUUAGAGAAAUCUCUUGUUCACAACUCUAGAGUACCAGAGCUGGGGUGAAUUAUGCCUACCUUGGUUUGUGAGGGUGCUUGGGUUUUUAUAGUAGUAGGGAUUGACCUCUUUUCCUUGGAGUAGAAGUCUUUUCCUUAUAGGAGUCUUCUUGGGCGUAUUUUGCGGGAUCCUUUCCAUAUAUGAAUUCCUCUUAGAUUUCUCAAAACGUGGAGGGCAAGUCAUUUCCUUACACACGCAAACGUGAUUGGCAAGCAAUCUUUGACUAAUGCCGUCAGCUUACAUUAUGCUUUCAGUCUUAAUCCCGUCAGCUUCAGGAUCCCUUUAGUUUUAUGAUCCUGUCAGCCUCAUGACCCCGUCACUUUCUAUACUGACGGGUUAUGGAGUUAACGUUCUUAUUGACUGAUCAUUGUUAUAUUCUUUAAGGAAGCGGGAAAAUUAUUUAUGAGGAAUUCCUCGAGCUGCCAUGCAUUUAAUGCUUUGGACAAAUGGCGCGUUCUCAUUGGCUUUGCUUCUGACGAGGGCGUCGCUUCGUCUUCUGCGCACUUCCACUCUAUAUAUAUAAGCGGCUCCUCCUCAUUUCCUCUAUUUCUUCUCUACUGAUCUUUGAAAAAGAGAGACCGUCGCCUUGAAUUUCGUUAGCUCGUUCCUUACUUCCGUCAGCUUGUUCCUUACUACCAUUGAAGCUGUUUUUCUAAGAAAGUCAACUUACAAGUAAGUUCUAUUUCCUCUUUUCUUUCAUUUUUGCUUAUGCCUGAAUAAUUCUUUAGUGAGGACGUCAGCUUAGGUACUUAGAUUGGAUUCGUCACUUGUAGGUAGUCAGAUAUCAAGUGACGCGUUGUGUGAGGAGUCAUCAGUCCGUGAAGGAGCGGGCUACGACGAGGCCUUUGGUUCUGAUGAUAAGUCAGAGGACUUCUCACCUCCGUCAGAGAGGAAAAUGUCGGCCCAAUCUCCCGAUGGUGAUGAGAGUUAUACUGAGGGGGGGUAAGGAUGAAGUAGAAGAGGAAAGAGGGGAAAAUGAAAGUGACGGGGACGAUGUUGAUGUUGACAGGGAUGAUGGUGACGGUGAUGAGGAAUCUAGUGGAAGGACCUCAGAGGGUCUAGGGGAUAACCAUCCUUUCAUUCUUCCUGAGGAUUGGGCCGUCAACAAGUUUUUUCCCAUGAUGAGUGAUAAGGUUUUUAGGGAGUUGCACACCCGCUACCAAAUUCCGGACCAUAUCCCGAUCCGUCUCCCUAGAGAGAAUGAGAGAUGUUACUCAGGGAGAACCGCUGACGUUGGCAUGUAUGAUGCCAUGUUUGCUGUGGGUCUAAGAUUGCCGCUGACGGCCAUACACCAUCAGCUAGCGGAUUUUUUGGGCCUAUCCGUCACUCAAAUUGCCCUGAAUGCCUGGAGAGCUUUCAUAGGUGCUGAAAUCCUGUGGGGUCGCCUUAGCGGAGGAAACCGUUAGCUUACCUUGGAUGAAUUCUUUUACUGCUACAGACCCCAUCACAUCGCCUCAUCUAAGGGAACAUAUCAUUUUAAUGCCCGGGAGAAAAGUUUGAGGCUAGUAUCAGAUAUGCCAGAUUCUAAUAGGAAUUGGAAAAGUAGAUAUUUCUUUGUUGAGGGGACAAAUUGGGUUUGCCGUCAGGAGGAAUGGGCGAUGAUGCCCCAUGGUUAUUUUGACAACAUUUGGGCCUUUGUCAGGGACUCAAGUUAAUCCCGUCAACCAUGUUUCUUUAGCUUUGAAGUGACGCUGCUAACAUUCUUUCUCUUUUUCUUUUCUUUCAGCUAACACCCGUCCCCACAUAACCGACGAAUAGGAGGAGUUCAUCUGUCGGGUUCUCGAAAUCCCUUUGGAGGAACGAAAGUGUAGGGAUUUGAUCACCCUUGACACUAUUCAUUUAUACUGUGAGGGACCAGAACCGUCAGCUGAAGCCCGAAAGUUGGAUGACUUUUCUUUCCGAUAGAUGGAGUCUGCUAACAGAGGGUGAGGGCUACCGCAGCCUAUCAGAAGGAGGAGAAGAGGGCAAAGGAGGCAGGGGGAAAACCUCGUCAACCCCUAAGACCGUCGCUAAGUCUGUAAAGAGGAAGCCCGACGGGAGUGACGGCCGUCCGUCUAAGAAGGCCGCCGUCACUCCUAGGGAUAGUGCCCCAAAGGAAAAAUCCCCUCUUAAGCCAAGCCAUGGUGCGGGCAAGGGGGUAAUGACUUCCUCAGGUCCCGCCAAUGAGGGUCCCUGCUGCCACCUGACCCAUAAGGAUUAUGCCGUCGGGGAGGUUGGAUCAUUCAUAAAACCGACAGACAUAGAGUCUUGUGAUUUGUUGGGGACGGAUGAUUUAGGGGCGUCAGCCCUUUUUGAUCUUACCAGGGCCUUGGUGCGCGUCAAGGCCCUUCAGGAUCGUUGCGUUGCCAAGGAGGGAGUCGUCACCCAGGUCCGGAAGCAUAAUACAAAUUUGAUGAAUGAACAGGGGCAGUACAAGGAUGCCGUUCGUACACUAAACCAACAGCUAAAGGAAGUUAAGGAGAAGCUGGCGGAGGGCAACUGUCAGAAAGAAAAGCUUCAGGAGGAGGUGACGGAUCUAGGCCAAAGGGUGCAGAUGGGCUGAUGCGGUUCAAGAUUUUAAAGUGACACAAUCGUUCAUUGACUCUUGUGCCGAGUAUUAUGGCACUGGGUUUGACGAUUUCCUUAAGCAGGUUGCGUCGGCAUUCCCAGAGCUGGACCUGUCUAGAAUUACAAUGGAUGAUGGAGAUGACGGCUCCUCUGAGCCUAAUCUUACUCUGGAGGCUAACGGUGUCGUUGUUCUAGCCCAGCCUGUUGCAAACCCUCCUACUCCUGUUUCCAACACUCCGGCUGCGAUUGUAGACGUUGAAAAUCAACAAGCUGACGGGAAUCCUGCUGACGCUCCUGCUCCUUAGUUCUUUUUAUUUGUAUUUUAACCUUGUAUUUCAAUCAUUUUGCAAACAAUCGUUUAAUGUGUAUUUUAAUUACUUUUCAAACAAUUGUUUAAGUGCC
Messenger RNA from Quercus robur (English oak), 3649 nucleotides. RefSeq names its product large ribosomal RNA subunit accumulation protein YCED homolog 2, chloroplastic. The coding region runs from base 2586 to 3242 and encodes 218 amino acids. The record is from RefSeq and is a predicted model, not a curated record. Lineage: Eukaryota; Viridiplantae; Streptophyta; Magnoliopsida; Fagales; Fagaceae. The transcript is spliced from 4 exons.